This is a messenger RNA of Entrophospora sp. SA101, 2238 nucleotides long. The record is from the annotation of a GenBank genome assembly. Lineage: Eukaryota; Fungi; Glomeromycota; Glomeromycetes; Entrophosporales; Entrophosporaceae.
AUGAGAUUAAAUGCAAGAGUACGCCAAUCUGAUGAUGAUUUAAGAUUGAUGACUAUAGCUUACUAUAAUGAAAAGAAUGUACGUCGGCGUUGGUAUUUCUCAUACAAAGAUAAGCAUAGACGGGUUGGUGAAUUGUUGCGCGAAAAACUUUUUUAUCGAAAACUUUUCCAGAUUAAUCGGGAUGAUAGAAGGGUACUCAAAUUUAAACUUGAUACCUUGAAAAAGGCAGAAAAUAAACGGUUAAUGCAAAAACAUCUUUCUGAAUGGGACUAUAAGACACGAGAAGCAAAAGGUUUAACGAUUAAAAUUCCAAUGCCUAAUUCCCCUGAUUUCUCAUCAUCUUUUCACUCAGAUUCUAGCGACACUGGAAGUCUAACAGGAGGUAUGCGCCAAAAAUUUGAUACAAUCCAUAGACAUAGCAGAAGAACUAGUGAUAUUUUGGGCGAUAUUGAAGAGGAAUUACAUUCUAGCGACAAUGAGAAUAGUGGAAAUUCAUCAAGCUCCAUAAUUAUUGAAGGUACGUCUAAUACUGAUAUACCGCCCCUAUUUAAUGACUCGAAUUCUUCUAGUUCAGAUGAUUCAGAAAUUCGAAGCUCUUCUUCAGAUGAUGAUAUUCAUGCACGUUGUAUGGUUGGUUACGAAUUAAAAAAAUUUCAUGGAUCUCCUACUGAAGAUCCCGAAGAACAUAUUGAAGAAUUUAGAUUGUGGCUUGUAGGUUCUGGAAUAGAUGUAGGUGCUGGCCAUGCUAAUAGAAUUAAUGCUCAUGGUGUUUUUAUAGCGUCUCUCAAAGGUGAUGCUAAAGAUUGGUAUGAAAGAACCAUCCAUGGAAAAAAUUGGGAAUUGAGGAAUUUACUUGAUAAUACGGCACAAGCAAAUUUAGCUGCCGUUCAAGGAAGAAAUGCUGGUCAAAUUGGAGUACAGGCCUUAAAUCGUGCAAAUGGGCAGAAUGGUAACGUUGUAAUUCCAGCUCAUACAGUAUUUGAUGAAGAUUGGUCUUUUGCUGAUGGACGACCAACUGAUCGUUUACCUAAUGCGCCAAAUACUAAUACAGGUAAUACUGUAGUUGUACCUGGUAUUCGACUCGGACAAGUAUUAUACUGGUUUAAAACUAACUAUCCUACAGUUACUGCAGAGAAACAACGAGUACUUUUUGGUUCAACCGUUCAAGGUGGUGAACCAGUUGGUCGUUUCUAUUCUAAUUUGCGAAGGUUAGCUAGGCUUGCAGGUAUAGAUGAACGACAAAUUCGAUUACAAUUUAUUCGUGGACUUUCACCCGCAAAUCAAAUCGAAGUUCGUCGUUUAGGACUUGAAAAAUCUGUAGAUAAUUUACUUCCAAAUCUUGAAGAAAUCGAAAGAUAUACAGCAGAACAGUUAUCUGGAGCUUAUUUACAUCCAAUCUCAGAUCUAACGUCAACAAAAAAAUCCGUGACUAAUUAUUACGGGAAUAAAGAUAAUGUUUCAGUUAAUCCAGGUAUGAGUAAGUCCGAAAUCGAAAACCUAAUAAAAUCUAUGAUUUCUUCUUCAGAACCCCAGGAAACACAGGUAUCAAAAAAGACGUCGCCAACUAUACCACCAAAAAAUAUGGAAGAAAUAAAAGCCGCUUUGUUAUUAAAAGAAUUAUACAACAUGGGAUUUCGGGAUGAACCUAUAGUAGAUUUUAUCGAAAGUUAUAAUAAACGUGGAGAAUAUUUUAAAAGAAAACAGGCUCAAAAUGAUGAUUCUGAUGAUGAAUUGGCCAAUCGUAUGAGUAAGUUAUCUAUAAACAAGGCUAUGUCCAAAGGAUAUGCACAGGGGGUGAAAACAGGUAUUCGCGCUUCCAAUAAAUCAUCUCAUAGAUGUUCCAAUUGUAAUAGAACCGGGCAUAAUUCCCGUAAUUGUCCUCGUAAGAAGAAAAAAUCUAAGAGAAAAGCUAAGAAGUCAAAAACUCGUAAAACAAAACGGAGCGAAAAAUCAACUUCUUCUGAUAAAGGACAAAAUAGCGGAACUAUCACGGUUAAAUCAAAUCGUAUUGAUAAAUCCCUUCAAAAAAUUAUACUAGACAUGUUUGACGGUAUCCUACCUGUGGAUUUGAUGGACAAACUUAAAAUGAAAAUUGAAAAUUCAUCUAAUAUAGUUACGCCUAUUCAGGAGGAGAAAAAUUUCAACGUUCUCAAGUCUAAAGCAGAAAUUAAUGAAUUUUCUGAAAAGAUGCAAGCUAGCUAUGAAAAACUACUUAAUCGCGCCUCUUCUGGAUUCUAA